AUGCCUAACGAAGACUUCCAGCUAUUCACGUCUCUGCGAUAUGACCCAGAGCUUCUCACUGUACCCAAGAGACACCUCGACAAUGCGGGGUGGAACGCCAGAAUGACCUCCUCCUUUUACAUGCUGGAUCUUCACCGGGAUCGGAUGCUGCGAGCUGCCACUUACUGGAAUUGGACCCCUGCCAUUGAGACUCUCCGGGGCGCGGCCGGUCUCCAAAGGCUAACUGAGGCGAUUGAGUCUUUCUUGGCCCAGCACGGGAAGGAAAGUGCUCUGAGAGUCAAGGUCAUACUGACCUCGGAAGGGAGUCUCAGCUGCGAAGCAUCAAGCGUUCCCGCGGUUCCUCUGGGGAACCUUUUCCCGCAGCGGCUCCCGUCGCCGGGAAGUUCCCGGCAGGCUGGAGAUCCGUCACAGGAUUCCCCCAUGGAGGUGGUGAUUGACAAAACGGAGACUCCACAAUCAGAGUACACCCACUACAAGACAACAAAGCGGGCCAUGUAUGACACCGCGCGAGACCGCGAGAGUAUCGCCCUAACAGAUCGCAAGGAAGUGCUCCUCGUCAACUCGAAGAGUGGCAACAUCAUGGAGGGCAGCUUGACCACUCCAUUCUUCUGGAGAAAUGGCCGGUGGGUCACUCCACCGGUAUCUACCGAAUACAUCCCGGAGAAUGGCAGCGGCGGGCAAGACGGGACCACCCGCAGAUGGGCCCUUGAACGCUGUCUGGCUGUGGAGGAGGAGGUCACAGCCGGCAGCGUUGUGGAUGGAGAGCCAUGCUGGCUCAGCAAUGGUGUCCGCGGUUUCACCUUUGGAAAGGUCCAGCUUAACCCUACCAAAAAAAAUUGA
This is a messenger RNA of Colletotrichum graminicola M1.001, 840 nucleotides long. RefSeq names its product aminodeoxychorismate lyase. Gene Ontology annotation, molecular function: catalytic activity. The record is from RefSeq and is a predicted model, not a curated record. The coding region runs from base 1 to 840 and encodes 279 amino acids. Lineage: Eukaryota; Fungi; Ascomycota; Sordariomycetes; Glomerellales; Glomerellaceae. The transcript is spliced from 2 exons.